Messenger RNA from Cottoperca gobio, 3796 nucleotides. RefSeq names its product GLIS family zinc finger 1b (gene glis1b). Gene Ontology annotation, cellular component: nucleus. Gene Ontology annotation, molecular function: RNA polymerase II cis-regulatory region sequence-specific DNA binding; DNA-binding transcription factor activity, RNA polymerase II-specific. Lineage: Eukaryota; Metazoa; Chordata; Actinopteri; Perciformes; Bovichtidae. Gene Ontology annotation, biological process: regulation of transcription by RNA polymerase II. The record is from RefSeq and is a predicted model, not a curated record.
UCCUCUUCGUGUUGAUGCAGUGAUUUUGUUAUUUUUCAUUUUGGCGCGCUGCAGGUAAUGUGAGCAGCGGCCGCAACACUGCAUGGGAAAGCCGAGUCAUCAAUGCAGAACCCCUCAGCGCUGUUCGGGAUGGUCAGCCACUGUCAGACCCCAACUUUCACAGACUUCACCGGCCUGUCGCUCUCCGUGUACGGCAGCAAGGCGGACAUCUGUACGCGGCGAGCCGGGAGCGGUGGUUUUGGAUCGCAGAUUUGCCGGAGCUCCCAUGACACCCCCCCGACUCACAUCAACUGCGCCAGCCCGAAGAGAUACAGCGCGUCCGAAGAAAAAGCGCAUCUGGCAGCUAAAGCUCCGCGCUCGUGCCUCUCUCUCCCACCCGUGCAAGUGAAUGGUGCCUACUGCUCAGAGAAGGACUUAGACACUGAGCUGGGUGACGCUCAGGGCACCCUGAUGCGAUGUGGGCAGAGCUUGCCACUGCUGGUGGGGGGUCAUUUAGGGGGGCUUUAUACCCAGAGCCUCCACUGCGACAGACCUACGCCCGACCUCAUUCUGCAGGACGGCCCUCACCAAGACACCAGAUCCUGCUCUGCCUUACAGAGGACCCUGCCGGGGGCCUCACCCGGCCUGGGCUGCAGCAGUGCCAACAGGGCUCGCUCCUCUCUCCCUUACCCAAUCAAACAGGAGAACUCAAUGGGCUACAAGAUCUCCAACGCAGCGUCCGGGGUCCAUAGCACGUCUCAGGCUGGGUUUCAGAACUGUAGGGCAGCCCAAGUCAUGGGGAUGACGAGGGACGAGAUAGUUGGAGCGUCGCAUGUUAGCAACAACGGUAGUGGCGUAUGCACAGUGAGCGGUGUAGGCAGUGCUGUGUCAGAGAACGCAGUGCAACCUUUUAAUAAUGAAGAUGGCUCCUCCCCGCUGGCUUUGUCCCCAUCUGGCUCCCGUCAUUCAGCGCGACUGCUCAGUGCUAGCAGUCUGAGGAGACGCUGCCUGUCCCUGGCCUCACAGUCCAACGCCGCUGCUGGCAGCGCUGCUGCCACAGGUUCUCAAUCGGCUACUGGCGCCGCUUCCGAGGAGAUCAAUAUCACCGCCAUCAUCUGCUCCUCCUCCCAGAUGUCGAUGGUUGCUUGCGUCAACGGUUUCCGCACUAACCUCUCGCCAAGCCACGCCAGCAGUGCCGGCUUCUCCUCCUCUUCCUCCUCCUCUUCUACAUCCCCACCCUCUAACUCUUGCUCACGGGAAGCCCCCCAGAGGCCCCCACCUCACAGCAGCCCCCAGCAGCCCACGCUACAGGAGAGCUGUCAGCUAUCCUCACCUGCCACCUGCCUGCUGUCCCUUUCCUCCUCCUCCUCCUCCUCAUCCUCCUCUUCAGUGUCAUCAGUGGAGCCGGAGCAGGGCCAGGGGCUGUGUGAGGAGCGGGGCUCCAUGCUGCAGGGGCGUGGGGCUGGAGGAACAGCCGGGGGAGGAGGAGGAGGAGGCUCGGACGGGUUGGGUCUACUGAUGAGUGGGGCGCUGAUGUCUGGGAUGCUGCAUUCGGGGCCUGAAGCUGGGGCUCUCCUAGACGGGGGCCAAAGAUCAGGGGCGGUCCUCAAACAAGAGCCCCUGGAUGAUUUUUCUCCCAGCGAAGACGAACUCUUUCAGCACCACUAUCAUCAUCACCAUAACAUGAGUGGUCGUAGUGGGCACCUACGUCAGCCUCAACACCCCUCUCGCCCUGCUAUGCCUCCGCCCUACCACCUGCACCAAUACCAGGGGCCCAGUCCUGGGGGUCUGCUGCACCACCAGAGCCAGCAAACAGCACCAACCUCUUCCCUUGGACUCAAACAGACCUCUGGAGGCCCUCCUGGGUCUCACACAGCCCCAGAGCGGGAAGAAGUCGGAGGAGGAGCACUGGUCGAUAAGCAGGUGUGUCGCUGGAUUGACUGCAGUGCUGCGUACGAGCAGCAGGAGGAGCUUGUGAGGCACAUUGAGAAGGUCCACAUUGACCAGCGCAAAGGAGAGGACUUCACCUGUUUCUGGGCCGGCUGCAUUCGCCGUUACAAGCCCUUCAACGCUCGCUACAAGCUGCUCAUUCACAUGAGAGUCCACUCCGGAGAGAAACCAAACAAGUGUAUGUUCGAGGGCUGUAACAAAGCGUUUUCACGUCUGGAGAACCUGAAGAUCCACCUGAGGAGCCACACAGGAGAGAAGCCGUACCUGUGCCAGCACCCCGGCUGCCAGAAAGCUUUCAGCAACUCCAGUGACCGCGCCAAGCAUCAGCGCACUCACCUGGACACGAAACCGUACGCGUGUCAGAUCCCCGGCUGCACCAAGCGAUACACGGAUCCCAGCUCUCUACGCAAACAUGUCAAGAUCCACUCGGCCAAAGAGCAACAGGUGCGUAGAAAGCUUCGGCCCUGUCCUCACCUGGAGCAGGACGUCCUGAGUGACUGUCUGUCCAUGCAGCACCUCCAUAGCUCCACCUCCUCGCAGCACCUCUACAACGGCAAAGAUGGCCGUUCUCCUGGACUGGGCCAAGACAUCUUCACAGGCCUGUACGCUGGCUCCAGCACCCCCCAUCACAGCGCCUCGGUGGAGCUCCUUGCCCCUACUCCCCAACUCCACCCAGUCUCCACCGCCGACCUGCCCUCCCGACAACACCGACUGGACCGAGACCUCGGGAGCCCUCAUCACCUGUCCCCGCUGGCUGCCAUGGAUGGCCCAAGAGACGGGGUGUCGGGUCCCCUCCUGUCUCCAGGGAUGAAGGGAACAGGCACGCCUCCUCCUCCUCUGGAGAAGCAGCAUGUCCACCCUCACCACAAGCCCUACUCUCACUAUCACCACCAUCAGCCUGCCAACGACGAAUACCAAGGCAGCUUUCAGAGCUGCUUCCAUUUCGGAGACUCCUACAGGAUGGAGCAGACGGUCGGCGGUGUCCACGUCCCAGGAGAUUCUCACGCCUACACUUCCCAGCAGCACAAUGGCUUCCACAUGACAACUAGCAACACUGGCACUGCAGACUUCAACUUGACCCAGGAGCUUCAAGGAGGCACAGGGUGCCAGUUCUCCUCCAGCCCAGAGGAGAACAUUUUCUUCCAGGUGGGCAACUUCGACCGCAGCCUGAGCCACAUGUCCUCCGUCUACACAGAGACAUAGAGCAACACUGGAGCCGGGCGCUACACCGCACCUACUCUGCAGUCCUUCAUCUGCUCACACUUGGAUCCCCUCUGCUCCACUUCCAUGUUUUCAUACAAGAUAUGGGUCACUCUGAAAAUCUAAAUAAUUUAUACCUUAUUCUGACCUACGCUGCCAGAUGGAGGUGAAACGGACGUAAACUGCAAUGCGAUUAACUACUUACUGAUCUCAAGGGUCACAUGUAUAACAGUCAAAGCAGGUUCCCAACCGUUAAGGCUUGUGGCCCCCCCCCUUUAAACAAAGAUGUGUUGCGAUUAGUUUAACCGAAAAGUCAUUCAUAACAAAACAAAGACUUGCUUCUUGCUCUCCCAAUUAAGGAUUCAAAGUCGUCAGUUUUUAGUCGUGAAGUUAAAAGGAAAAGAUAAAUAAACAAUGUGCCCUUUCAGUCGUUCAAACUCAUUUCUUUUAGCUUUAUUUGUUGGAUUCAAAAUCACAUUUAGAACUCAUCAUGUACACAUGCAGGUUUUCAGCAUAAAUAUAUUAACUUCAAACGCAACAAAACAACUGAAUGGAAAUGUCCUCUCCCUCCUCUUCAUGUGCUUUCUCUCUAAUCUACAUAUUUCAAUCUAUUUUAGACUGAAGUGUAGAAAAGAAUAUAUCAUUUUGCCGUGUUGUUUUAGCAAGU